AAUGAUUGAAUUAUUUCAAAAUGAGACAUUGUUGAGUAUGGAGCCCGAAUAUUUCAACACAUCAGCGGAUUGUCCGGCAACCCGACAACAUGACGGCGAUAAGUGGGAAUGUGAUGAAUGUGGUUACUACUCUAGCACGGACGCUCUCAUUUGUGAAGGCUGUUUCUCAAAUCGUCACCAACAGAUAGACAAUCAAAUGGCCACACUGAACCAGACAGGUGUUGAGAACGAGACCCGACUGAUACUGAUAGGAAAGACCGGCACAGGUAAAAGUGCUACCGGAAACAUGAUACUAGGAAAGAAGGCGUUCCAGUCGGCGGUGUCAUGUAGGUCAGUGACAAGGGUAUGUCGGAGGGGGACCAGUCUGCGGUUCGGACGGAUGCUAUCGGUAGUCGACACUCCCGGACUCUUCGACACAGGUCUCGAUAACCAUGAAAUCACCAAGGAGAUUUUAAAGUGUGUGGGGAUGUCCGCCCCUGGACCGCACGCUAUACUUCUUGUAAUUUCGAUCGAUAGGUUCACGAAAGAAGAGUGUGAUGCCGUUCGGAUGCUUCAACAAGCGUUUGGCGAGGAAAUGAACAAGUAUCUCAUCGUGAUAUUCACGCGCAAGGAUGAGCUAGAUAGAUGUUUGAAGACCAAGCACGAUUUGGUUAGCGAAGCUCCACCCGACCUUACAGCCAUUUUAAAAAGCUGUGACUUCCGGUUUUUAGCAUUUAACAACUUUGCUAUAGAGAGAGAAUCAGAACAGCAGGUGCAGGGACUUUUCGAUAUGGUUAAUGAAAUAGUUUCUGCAAACAAAGGAGAAUGCUACACAAGUUGUAUAUUUAGUGAAACGGAACGAAUUAUCAAAGACAGGGAGAAAGAAAUAAAAAAGCAGUUUAAAGAUUCUGCCAGAAUUGCACUUAAAAAAUGUGAAAAUAGACUUGCUCAAGAAUGUGAACCAAGAAUAGACUCGAAUCGCAAGCAACAAGAGUUAUACCGCAAAGAGCUGAAAGAGCUUCAUGAGUUACGAGAUAGCUCAAACAAAUUUCUGGAAAAUGCUACAGAAAGAAAGCAUGUACGCAACCAUAAACCGGUAAUAGAUCGCCCGGCAAGGUCGAACUCACCUAAUUCCAAAGACGAUCUUUAUGAACGGAUGCUCGAUUGCGAAAAACGAUUGAGGAAUCUUCAAACACAAGAAGGACACAUUAUAUCAUCGAUGAAGAUGACAUUUUUAGCAAGGGAACAAGAAAUCAAAAAGAAGCUGGAGAAAUUGAAACUUGAGGUUCGCAACACGGUCAGAGAAGAAAUCGAAAAAGAAGAUCGCAGUGUUCUAAGACGAAUUUGGACACAAGUUACAAGUUUUGGAAAAGGCUUAGUUGAUGGAUUCAAACGGAUUUUCGAGUCAAAAGCAACAUGAAAAACACAUUGUAAAUAAGCACAUAGAAGAAUCACAUGUAACAUUAUACCAAUAUAUACAUAGACAUACAGGUAUAAAUGAAAUAUACGUUACAGACGUGUUUACUAAAAUAAAUAUCGUGGUUCAAUUGGUGUGGUGCAU
This is a messenger RNA of Ylistrum balloti, 1540 nucleotides long. Its product is annotated as GTPase IMAP family member 7-like. The record is from RefSeq and is a predicted model, not a curated record. Lineage: Eukaryota; Metazoa; Mollusca; Bivalvia; Pectinida; Pectinidae. Gene Ontology annotation, molecular function: GTP binding. Bases 2 to 1399 code for a protein of 465 amino acids. The transcript has 4 exons.